This is a messenger RNA of Erythranthe guttata (spotted monkey flower), 1651 nucleotides long. Its product is annotated as glucan endo-1,3-beta-glucosidase. Gene Ontology annotation, biological process: carbohydrate metabolic process. Gene Ontology annotation, molecular function: hydrolase activity, hydrolyzing O-glycosyl compounds. NCBI's taxonomy places the organism in Eukaryota, Viridiplantae, Streptophyta, Magnoliopsida, Lamiales, Phrymaceae. The record is from RefSeq and is a predicted model, not a curated record.
CUUUUCCUUCAUUAUCGAUCUCUCCUAACAAUCCUCCCUUCUUCUGUAUUUUACCUUCCAGAAAUGGCGGUGCCUCCGUCACCGUUUCGGGCGGUCCUAUUCCUGCUGGCUGCCGCCGUCGCCGCGGUGGACGCCAUCGGCGUCAACUACGGCAUCCUCGGCGACAACCUCCCUCCGCCGGCGCAGGUGGCUCAGUUCCUCAAGGACAAGACAACAAUCGACCGCGUGAAGAUCUUCGGCGUGAACGCCGACAUCCUCCAAGCCUUCGCCGGCACCGGCAUCCUGGUCUCCGUCACCAUCCCCAACGGCGAGAUCCCCAACCUGGCCAACAUCCACUACGCCCGCCGCUACAUCGCCGCCAACAUCAAACCCUUCCACCCCCAGACCAAAUUCCAGUACAUCCUCGUCGGCAACGAGAUCCUCCACUGGGGCCCACAGGACCUCCGCGACAACCUCGUCGCCGCCAUGCACUCCGUCAACAAGGCCCUCCGCCUCGAGAAAAUCACCGGCGUCAAAGUCACCACCGCCCACUCCCUCGGCAUCCUCCAGCCGUCGGAUCUCCCGAGCCUGGCCCGAUUCACCGCCGGCUGGGAUAAAGACUACCUCGCCCCGAUCCUGGAGUUCCACCGCCAGACCCGGACUCCCUUCAUGGUUAACCCGUACCCGUAUUUCGGGUACAGCCCGGAUAAAUCGGACUUCGCUCUUUUUCGCCCCAACAAAGGCGUCUACGACAAGUAUAUCCGUAGAACCUACGGCAACAUGUUCGAUCUCCUCCUCGACUCCGUUUACGUGUCCAUGAAGAAAUUAGGGUUCCCCGACGUGGAAAUCGCCGUCGGGGAAACGGGGUGGGCGUCGCAGGGCGAGACCUACGAGCAGCCCAAAUGCUCGGUGGCGAACGCUGCCGACUACAACGGCGGCCUCGUCCGGCACUACAACGCCGGCAGGGGGACGCCGUUGAUGCCGAAGAGGAGAUUCGAGACGUAUAUAUUCGCCCUCUUCAAUGAGAAUCAGAAAACCGGGUCCAUGGCGGAAAGAAACUUCGGUCUCUUCCGCCCGGAUUUCACCGCCGUGUACGAUGUUGGCAUUAUGCGCGGCGGCAGCGGUGGUGGCGGUGGAGGCGGUGGAGCUGCUCCUUCAAAGCCAACACCUGCACCACCAGUGACCGGCAGUAACAAGUGGUGCGUGCCAAAAGCCGGUGCCACCGACGCCGCACUUCAGAACAACAUAAACUACGCGUGCGGCCAAGGGAUAGACUGCCAGCCCAUUCAACCCGGCGGCGCGUGCUUCAACCCACCCACUGUUAGGGCCCACGCUUCCUUCGUCAUGAAUACUUAUUAUCACGCCAAAGGCCUCCAAGAUUUCAACUGUGACUUCUCCGGCACCGGCGUCGUCACCUCUUCCGACCCCAGUACUAGUACAUGCAAAUACGUUUCUUGAGAAGGCCAAAUAAAUUUAAUUAAUUAGGUAUUUUAUUUAUUAAAAUUUAAUUCAUUAAUUAGGUCCCUUUACUUGUCACCAGCUGGAUAUAUAUACCUUGUCAAAAUAUAUACAGGAAAGAAAGGAAUAUAAUUAAGCAAAAUGUAAUCUUUUAAUGAAUUUUAUUCCCCUUCAGGAAAAUUAUAAUAAAUAUUUCAAUCUUGCAUGGUAUUUA